GAGAAUACCGCUAGGUAUAGCUUCCAAGUGACAGCUGGGCACCUUUCAAUGAUAACCUAAAUAAAGAUAAAACUGGAAUUAGGCGAUUUAGCAAUGACAGAACAACCACCAAUUAUAUUGACUGCCGAAGCAGCCGAUUUCCAAACAGCGGCAAGGACGUACUACACACUUGCUGUGGAAAGAGUAAAAGAUGUGGUGUCGUCACUCCCUGAUGAGAUCCGACCAGGUCCUGAUCUCUAUGGGGUGCAAUGGGAGGCUGUCAUUUUCACGGCGCUGAUAGGGCUGGCUACCUUCUUAAUCUUCACAUGCCGGAUCUACCAGUCUUUUAGCAGCAGGUUGGCUGUCCGCAGACAGAAGAAGUUGGGACAGCAGGUGUCUCAGCUGCUGAAUGAGAAAUGCAAAUCCCUCCAGGUACUAACUGACUGCCAACUUGAGUAUGAUAAGCUGGAAAAGUCCUUGCGAGACAGUGGCGUGUUAGAAGCUAACGAAAGGAGGAAGCAGCUGGAGGCUGACACCAGGAAGCUGGAACAGUCAAACUCUCACCUGGAGGCUGAGCUGAAGCAGAGGAAGGAGGAGAUGGAGACCCAGAGAACCAUGAGGAUGGAGCAGGAGCAGAAGCUUGUAGAAAUGGAGGAAACCGUGAAAAGCUUAGAAGAGGAGAUCAAAGACUGUGAGGCUCAGGAGGAACAGGCCCAGAUGAGCCUGAGGAUCUAUGAGAUGAACAGUGACCGUCUGGAUGCGAACCUGGAGACGGCCAGGGAAGAGAACGCCCUCAUGCAGGAGAGCAACGCCCAGCUGUUGCAGCAGAUGCAGGGAUGGGAGGAGCGAAUCAGUGAGCUGGAGGAGGAGAAGGAGAGGAGUGAGAGCAGCAACACAGCAAUGCUGCAGGACUUAACACACAAAGAAGAGUGUUUCAAGACUCUGACAGAUCGACUGCUGCAGAUGAAGGUCUGGGACUGGGAUCUGGAGGACGAGGCCAGCGGUCAGGACCAGAAUGGGAACCAGAAUGGAGACAGAAGGGAUAACAACCACCAUCAGAAGGUACAGAAGCUCAUCUAUGCUGCCAAGCUGAAUGCAGAGCUCAAGUCGGUGGAUGAGGACAAAGACAGAGUGUUUGCCAGGUUUUCUGAUGAGAUAAAGGCCAAGGAGGAGCUCACAGAGGGCAUCAGGCAGAUGGAGGUGGAACAAGAGUCUCUCCAGGCAGAGACGGAGAGCUACACAGACCAGAUCCAGAGGAUGCAGCAGAAACUCCACAUCAUGACGGAGAUGUACCAGGAGAACGAGCUUAAACUGCACAGGAUGCUGACUGUGGAGGAGAGAGGACGUCUGCAGAAGGAGGAGAAGCUGACCAAGGCUGACAGAAACAUCACCCAAGCUGUGGAGGAGCUCACUACCUACAGACAACGAUACCAGGACUUGGAGGAUGACCUGGAGAAAACCAAGCAGGCCUACCAGGGGCAGAUCACCGCCCAUGAAAAGAAGGCCCACAAUAACUGGCUAGCAGCACGGGGUGCUGACCGUGACUUGGCUGACACCAGGAGAGAGAACGCCCUCCUCAGACAGAAGUUGACAGACAUGCAGUUUAAAUUAGAGGUGGUGGAGAAGGAUCCAUACGCCUUGGACAACCUGCCCAGACCAUUGCCCUACAGAGGUGAAAGGUCACCGUAUGGCCCCUCCCCCCCUCAGCCGCCCCGCCUCCGAAACGCGAGCCUUCCUCUCUCCUCCCACCCUGAUGGACGGACCCCCACCCCGCCCUCUCUCCCCAGUUCCCCCCCUUCGGACCUGGGGGUAGAGUUCCGCGUGGCAUGGUGGAGCCCCCUGGUGGUGUGGUGGACUCAGAGCGCAGUGGUGGUCCUCACUCUGACAGUGGCUCUCUGUCUCCCACCUGGGAGAGGGAGCGCAGGGUCCCCCCUGGGCCCCCAGGCCCCGGGCCUCCCAUCCCCCCAGCAGGUUACAUGUAUCCAGACCCAGGCCCCCCCUUCAGGAGACCUCCUCCAGGCCCUGGGCCCCCUGCCUCCUCCCCCCGGGUCGCUCCCCCAGCCUGGACACCCCCCUCUGGGCCCCCUCCCACCCAGGGGACAAGGGCCAGGCGACCACUCAAGCUUUGGACCCCCCUCUGAUAUGGCCGACCCCUCCUUCCCGGGGAACCGGUUAGGGCCUGGAGAACCUGACAUCAGAGAGGGUGCUCCUUCAGAGAGGAGGAGUCCUCCUGAUGCUGACAUGAGGAUGGGGCCUCCUCCACUGGGCCCCCCUCUGGGCCACCCUGGAAUGGGACCUCCAGGACCCCUUCUAGGGCCACGGGGCCCUCCUUUCAUGGGACCUCUCCCCCCUCCAGGGGGUCCCCUCCCCCCUAUGGACCCUCGUGACCCCCACUUUCCUCGCAGGAGCCCCUAUGGACCCCCAGACUUCUACCCCCCAAGGGGGCCUGGUGGCCACCCCAUGGGCAUGCGCGGGCCUCCUCCUUCAGGCAUGUUUCCACGGUACCCACCACCCACACACAUGGGCUACCCCCCUAUGAGACCCCCUCUAGACGGCCUCCCCCCUGGACCCCCCCUCAGGCCUUCCCCCCCGCCCACCCAGCAGCCCCCACACCAGCCCCCCUCCCCCCAUGAUGUCAUCUGAGCCUUAUUUGAGUCUUGGCGUCUCCUCAAAUGUCACUCUCCUUUGCUGGUUCAACUGCUCCCCCCCGCACACACACACACAGUCUCAAUUUCCUGUGUUGUACUUCCUGUUGUUGUGCUGAGCAAGGGUAAGCUUACAGGACGGUUUCCUGCAGGAGGUCAUGUGACCAGUGCCCCUUAUUGAGGCAGAGAAUAGUUUCUUCUCAAAAACAUUGGAUACACACAUAGAAACCCAGAGACUUGACUGGAUGUAUUGGCUGAGGUCGUGUUGCCAGUCACAAAGAGCAUGAUCCCAUCGCAAAAGUGAUCUGAAUCCACCUUUUUUGGAAAUAUAACAUUUACUAACUUUGAAAGGUUUUCCAUUUGCUUAGGAUUUUCCGAAAUUACUUUUUAAUUUAACUUUUUAAAGAAUCCUGUCCCUUGUGGACUUGACAUGUGUAUAUGUAGAAAUUGUGUUGAUAUGGAUUUAAAAGUAAGUUGUACUGUAAAUAUACAUGAGCCAGUCCAGAGGGUAGAGCGCGCUGCAGUGGCGCUGCAGUGGCCCUGCUGUGUUCCCCUGACCGUCCAGACUCCUGGUACAACUCAGGGACUCGGUGCAGCACGCCAUGAGAGACUGAAAAUGAUGAAGAAUGUGAUUAGCUGUAAAGUGUAUAAAUAAAAGGAAUCCUUUCUCAAGUGUUUU
Messenger RNA from Hypomesus transpacificus, 3303 nucleotides. RefSeq names its product melanoma inhibitory activity protein 2-like. Gene Ontology annotation, biological process: protein secretion; endoplasmic reticulum to Golgi vesicle-mediated transport; vesicle cargo loading. Bases 94 to 2622 code for a protein of 842 amino acids. Gene Ontology annotation, cellular component: endoplasmic reticulum membrane; endoplasmic reticulum exit site. The record is from RefSeq and is a predicted model, not a curated record. NCBI's taxonomy places the organism in Eukaryota, Metazoa, Chordata, Actinopteri, Osmeriformes, Osmeridae. The transcript has 24 exons.